Tribolium madens (black flour beetle) is the source of this 1246-nucleotide messenger RNA. Its product is annotated as EARP-interacting protein homolog. The coding region runs from base 114 to 1214 and encodes 366 amino acids. The record is from RefSeq and is a predicted model, not a curated record. NCBI's taxonomy places the organism in Eukaryota, Metazoa, Arthropoda, Insecta, Coleoptera, Tenebrionidae. Gene Ontology annotation, molecular function: protein binding. Gene Ontology annotation, biological process: protein ubiquitination. The transcript is spliced from 5 exons.
UAAUUUCUAUUUGUCAAUAUCUACCAACGUGGCAAAGCCAAAGUUACUACUUUUUGACAUUUUGCGACAACCGAUACCGACAAACAAUAAUAUUUUCAUAAAAGUAUUCUAUUAUGGAAAAUGAAAAUUCAGUGAUUUACGGAUUAGAAUUUCAGGCGCGAACGUUGGCCCCCCAACUUGCCGAAACUGAAAAAAUUCGUUUUUUGAUCGGCACCCAGUCUCUCAAACAAGCGACAAAUCAAAUACAUUUGGUUGAAUUUAAUGAUGAGGAUUCAACUAUAAAAACUUCAGUUUUUAACCACCCUGAAGGAGAAAUUUGGAAAUUGAACACAAGUCCCUUAGAUGAAUCAAAAUUGGUCACUUGUUACAAUACUGUUACAAAUGAAAAUUCAUGUUGCAUGAAGACAGCAUUGUAUAAGUUACCCCAAACAGAAAAUCCUGAUGCUGUUGAAAAUUUUCCAAUUAUCACAAAAUUUGAGACUAGUUCGUUUGGAAAUGAAGUAAAAACUACAGAAUUCCAUCCAACUGAUGCCGAAAAAGCUACUUCAGUUUUGGAAAAUCAAGUAGUGGUUUGGGAUAUAUCAGGGGAGGAGGCUAAAAGUAUCUUAACAGUGCAGUUAAAUGGUAAGAAUAAUCCAAAAUUUACCACGGGAAAGUGGAACCCUCACCAAAAUUGUAACCAGUUUACAACUGCAGUUGAGACACAUCUAAAGACAUAUGAUGUGCGGUCUGGAGAAUUGGCUUGGAGCAUUGAUAAUGUUCACAGCCAGCUAUUAAGAGAUUUGGAUUAUAAUAUGAAUAAGCAGUACCAUAUUGCCACUUGCGGGGACGAUGGUUUGAUCAAAAUAUGGGAUUUUAGACAAACUGGACAACCAGUGUAUUCCAGAAGUGAUCAUUCUCAUUGGGUUUGGUGUAUUCGCUUUAAUCCAUUCCAUGACCAACUUUUAUUAUCUGCAAGUUCAGAUGCACGAGUUCUAGUUUCCAGUGCUGCAAGUGUUAGUUCAGAAAAUAACAAUGAUGUUUGUAUUAAUGACGAAACAGAAACAAAGCAAAUGAUUUCAGAUGGACCCUUACAGUGGUGUGAACAUGAAGACAGUGUUUAUUGUGCAGAGUGGUCCCCUGCAGAACCGUGGAUUUUUGCAUCGUUAAGUUAUGAUGGACGAUUACUUAUUUCUAGAGUGAAAAAAUCGCUAAAAUACCAAAUAAUGCUGUAAUUAUUUAACAAAUAAAUAAGGUCUUAAACGUC